UAACAAUGAGUGUUUACCUGGUUGUGUCGUUAGUUUUAGUCUAUCUGGUUCUGAUAAAAUGCGUUUACUGGAGACACAGGAGGAGGUUUGCGGACUCGUUAAUGAGUGUUUUGAAGAGCAGAGAGGCAGCCCUGUCUGUCAGAGAUGAUCUCAGAGCUCUGGUUGUUACAGCUCAUCCGGAUGAUGAGUGUUUGUUCUUCUCUCCAUCGAUCAUCAGACUGGUUGAGUCACAGGUCAGCGUUCAUCUGCUGUGUUUAUCUAAAGGAAACUUCUACAAUCAAGGAGCUCAACGUAAACAAGAACUUCUCAACAGCUGUGCCGUGUUGGGGAUACCAGACUCCAGAGUCACCAUAGUAGACCAUAAAAAACUCCCAGACGAUCCCAAAGCAGAAUGGAGCGUCUCACUGGUCUCUUCUCUAAUUGCGCAGCACAUGAGAGCUCACUCCUUCAACAUGGUGCUGACCUUCGAUGGGAGUGGAGUGAGCGGCCAUGCCAAUCACACAGCCGUCCAUAAAGCUGUCAGCCAUCUCGCUACCACUGGACAAGUACCCAAUGACUGCUGUUUGCUCUCCCUGGUGACCGUUGGCCUCCUCAGGAAGUACAUCUCCUUCCUGGAGCUUCCCUUCAGCUGGCUGCUGCCCUCAUGCCUCCGCUGUCUUAUAGGCUCACAGGGCUACAGGCGAGCCAAAGACGCCAUGUUUUGUCACCGCACUCAGCUCCUGUGGUUUCGUUACCUCUACAUCGCCUUCUCCCGAUACAUGUUCGUCAACACAUUCCAGAUUAUCCCACAAGGACCAAAGAACCUGAAGAUCUAUUGAGUUGAUCUCAUCCAGAUGCACUGAUUGUUACUGCAGGUGUCCCACCGCCUAACCUCUCGAUUACUGAGUGGAUUUAGUUUACAAGAUACUCUGAUGCUCUGAUGAGCUGUUUUGCUCACUGUGAAUAGAGAUUUCUUCAGUACUUCAUGGGCUAGAAAGUGGCCUGAAUAUUUUAAGCACUUUCCGUUAAAAAAAGCUGACUAAAAUUUUGAAAUACUGUAAUAAAAACUUCUUAUGCGUUUUCUGCUAGAGAAACAUCUUUAUUGUCAUUACACUGUAUAAAAACAACACUAGGGUUUGAAUGAGUUGAGCGUUUUUUUCCAUCUUAUAAUGUGAAAGAUUGUUGAAAAUACUGUACAGUGUUUCUAGAUUAAACAAAAGCUUGAUUCUUAUA
Sebastes umbrosus (honeycomb rockfish) is the source of this 1212-nucleotide messenger RNA. It is a transcript of the gene pigl, whose product is annotated as phosphatidylinositol glycan anchor biosynthesis, class L. Gene Ontology annotation, cellular component: endoplasmic reticulum. The transcript is spliced from 7 exons. The record is from RefSeq and is a predicted model, not a curated record. Gene Ontology annotation, biological process: GPI anchor biosynthetic process. Gene Ontology annotation, molecular function: N-acetylglucosaminylphosphatidylinositol deacetylase activity. NCBI's taxonomy places the organism in Eukaryota, Metazoa, Chordata, Actinopteri, Perciformes, Sebastidae. Bases 6 to 818 code for a protein of 270 amino acids.